GUUUUGGUGAUGACAGAGCAGCUGCAUCGCUAGUACUUACAUAGUUUCUUUGUUUAUGUAUAUUGUAUAUGUUUCAGAGCAGCUGAACUGGAUUCUGUUGUCAUGUUGGAUAGCUCACAAAAACAAAUCAACCUGCCAAAAUGAGAAAGUCGCAUAUUAUAAGGAAGAGUCACACUUAAGACACUUCCUCAUGAAUAAACUCUGACCAGUCAUAUUCGGUGUGUUUGGGGCAGUUUUACUUCGGAGCUGGAGUUGUUUGAAAGGAUCAGAGAUGUUGAAUGUCCCGUCUCAGUCUUUUCCUGCAGUUGGAUCCCAGCAGAGAAUCGCACCAGCCGGACAGUCCAGAAACAAGGUGGUACUGAAGCCAGGCCACAGUCUCCUGGACUGGAUCCGACUGACCAAGAGUGGACGGGAUCUAACCGGACUGAGAGGAAGACUGAUUGAGGUGACAGAAGAUGAGCUGAAGAAACACAACACCAGAAACGACUGCUGGACGUGCAUUAGAGGUGUGGUGUAUAACGUGAGUGCCUACAUGGAUUUCCAUCCCGGUGGAGAGGCAGAGUUAAUGAGGGCUGCUGGGAUUGACAGCACUGACCUCUUUGACCAGGUGCACCGGUGGGUGAAUUAUGAGUCCAUGCUGAAGGAGUGCGUGGUGGGGAAGAUGGCAACAAAGCCCAACCCUGCUCCUCAAGUUCAGAUAUCAAAGACGGAGAAUGCUCAUGUGAACGGUCUGCCUCCUCCUCCACCCUCGAGACUGGAGCCUUCGACUGCUGCUGCCCCCAUAUCCAAAGAUCAUCGCCCUCGGUAUGAUUGGUUCCAGACAGAUGCCACUGUCAACAUUGUUGUUUACACCAAACGAAAGAUUCCCAGCUCUGGCUGUGCGGUGGUGGAUUUGCAGGGUGAUACCCUUCGAGUUGAGAUGCUUUUGGGGAAGAUGUCAUACCUGCUUCACUGGCGCCUGUCCAGUGAAGUUCAAGGACAUGUUGAUGUCCAGAAAGCCAACUUGGAUGGAAAUGUUCAGGUAUGUCUGCACAAAUCGGUCAAAGACAAGUGGACACGAGUGGGACAACCACUUGAACUUCAUGAUUCAUUUAUUCAGAGUAAGGAUCAUGGCCUCUUCUACAGGGAAUGUGUGUUGGUUUCGAAAACAGAAGUCACACAUGACACACAGAUCUUUCGUUUGCAACUUCCUCCCUGUUCACGAUUGCAUGUUCCUGUGGGCAGACACGUCUACCUCAAAGCCUCUGUUCAGGGUGCAGAUGUUGUGAAGCCCUACACACCAGUGGAUCACACUCUAAUGCCUCCUGCACAAUCCAGUGUGGAAAUAGGCUCAUAUAUACAUCUCAUGAUAAAGAUCUAUCCUGAUGGAGUGUUGACACCUCAUCUUGCCAACCUUCCCAUUGGAGCUCCUCUGUCAGUAGGUGGUCCUCAGGGGUCCUUUAGUCUGCGUGUGCUGCGUGAUGUCACUCAUCUGUACCUGUUAGCAGCCGGCACAGGAUUCACGCCCAUGACUCGUCUCGUACACCUGGCCCUACAGGACCUCACCUCGAUCAGAAAAACCAAGCUGAUUUUCUUCAAUCGACAGGAGAGGGACAUACUCUGGCGCUCUGAGCUGGAUGAGUUGUGUAUGAAAGAGGAAAGGUUUGAGGUAGAGUAUGUUCUUUCAGAGCCUGCAGACUCAUGGACGGGCACAACAGGACGGAUAGACUCUCAUAUGCUGCAGAACUUCCUGGAGAAACCAGAAAACUCCAAGUGUUUAGUGUGUGUGUGCGGCCCCACUGCAUUCACAGAGCUAGCAGUGCAGUAUGUCAGGCAGUUGGACUUCAGUGAAGAGGAGAUUCAUGCAUUUCAAGGAUGAUGGGAUCAUUGGAGUUUCUUUCUUGCAAACUAUCUCUAUGCAUAUCAAACGCAAUUAUGACAUUGGCAAAAGCUGUCCGUUCUCUACAGAGAGAGACAACUACCCAUACCAGCAACAGAAGCACUUUUUCCCAGCAUUUCUAUUCUAGGCUUUUCCCCCCAUUGGCUUCAUUGUCACUAAACCUGGCAAAUACCAGCUGACUGUUUGAGACUUGCAACAUUGAAUAUUUCUUCAUACAUAUUUGACUGUCCAGAAAGACAAGGAAAGUUUAAGCAAAACAACAGAAAAGAAAGCCAUUUUGUUGCUGCAUCCUGAUAUAGCAGAUAUUCUGAAUGACCAAUUCAUCAGGCUUGAAUGCAAUACAUGGGCAAAUUAACAACGAGCUGUUACUUAUUACUGUUUGGAAAUUUUGAUCUGACUGCCAAAUUAUGAGUUUCUAGAGAAAUCAAGAUGUCUCAGUACAUUUGUACAGAAAAUGUUCCAAUAUGUUAAAUUAGAUGUAACUGGACCACAAUUUUACACAAAUGUUAACUUCUUAAAUCUGAUUCCUGCCUCUGAGAGCAUUGUAGCUAAAUUGAAAUGUGGUGGCAUCCCAAUUAUCUGGGCUGUAAUGUCAAAUGUCACAGGUCUGAUGUCAGAUUAGAGGGUAAAUGGAGAGAUCUAUUUGUACCAGUAAAUUUACUGUAUGUUGCUUUGGAUAAAAUGUGUUUGAUAUGUUAGAGUUAACCAAAUAUUUAUUUCUAGAAGAAAAAGUUCAUUGACAUCACACAAUGAUUUGAGAGUUAACUAGCGGUGGUGGCAGUAUUAGACUCAAUAUUUAAGGUGUUGAUAUUGCGAUUAUGGACUUAAAUGCUGAAUGCAGUGUUCCUCAGAUCUGUUUGGCAUCAACAUUGCCUGAUUCAUGUCUGCUAUAGUCGAGGAACUGACACAAAGAAGCUGAAAACUUUUUUUUAGGGCAGGGGUUUGGCUGGUUCGCAUCAGCAGUUUGCCCCUGCUGGAAGAUGCUGUAACUAUGCCAUUAUGAUAACAAAAAGCAUCUUUCUCAAUUUACAUUUAGGGUGCCGACAUACACACUAGAUUUUUACGCUGCUUCAGAGAAAGCUGUAAAUGCAUUAAUGUCAAUGGGGAUAAUGCAUCGGAAAGUUGGAGAGGGAAAAAAAAACACAGGUUUAAUCUUUUGCUGUAAAAAACUCAUAGUCAUCCGUUGACCAGUGAGACUAAAGCUGAGUCCAGAUGAGCUGCCUGAAUUCAGAUUUAAGGCCUUUGCACACUGAAUGUGAAUUUUCACCAUGAUCAAAACUUUGAAUAGAAACCAUGUAUUUCUAUGAAGCCAUUAAUACCUGGAGCGAAAAUCUGCACGUCGACAAAGUGAGGUUUAUUUUCUUUCGGUGACCGUACUUGUCAACUGGCGCGUGGUGAGCGAAGCGAGUGCCACACUCACGAAGUUGAUUCUCACUGGAAUUAACUGAAAUAACUGUUUUGGUCUCAACUCUGUUAUGGUUAGGUUUAGGGUUUUAACUCGUAGGUACUAUCAUAAAUUAUUUUUUAAUCAGCAAUUUUGCGGAUUUAACUUAUUUGUGUUCCUGAUCCUGCACAAUGUUAAAGACAAAUUAAACUUUUACUAACACCUACAUUUAACAAUCCUCAAAACAUCAUCUUAGGUUAGUGAUGGUGUUCAUUUGAGGUGAACUUCCAUUCAGAGGUAUUUUCUAAAAAGAUUUCAGGGUUUUGUUGUGGUUAAUUAAAAAUGGGACUUUCAGUAAUGGUCCAACUAUCUGCAAGAUCUUCCAACCGCAACCGGUCUGCUUAAAAAGCACUGUUAAAAAUGCAUUCAACCUGAAAACAGGUGUUUUUCAUUAAUGGUUCAACACUCUUUAACUGGUAAAGAUAUAGUGCUAGUGUAGUAUUGCCUUUGUGUUAAAAAGCAGUCACAAAUACACUGGUAUUAUUCACAGAAUGGUUUAAUAGCCUGCAAAUUAAGCUACUGCUACUUGACUGCAUUGUUCUGCUAAAGAGACUGUUACAGGUACAUUCCCCCCGAACACACGGGUGUUGUUGUUUAAUGGUCCAACAGUCUGCAGCUUCUGCUAAUGUUCAUUUUACCAUCCUUUUGUAAAGGUUUCACAUAUUUACUUGCAUUGUGCAAAGAGCUGGGCAACAUACAUUUUUGUCAUAUGGUAGAGAGGAAACACUGUUGCAUC
This is a messenger RNA of Myxocyprinus asiaticus (Chinese sucker), 4059 nucleotides long. RefSeq names its product cytochrome b5 reductase 4-like. Gene Ontology annotation, molecular function: oxidoreductase activity; heme binding. Gene Ontology annotation, cellular component: endoplasmic reticulum. The record is from RefSeq and is a predicted model, not a curated record. The coding region runs from base 272 to 1858 and encodes 528 amino acids. The transcript has 16 exons. Lineage: Eukaryota; Metazoa; Chordata; Actinopteri; Cypriniformes; Catostomidae. Gene Ontology annotation, biological process: generation of precursor metabolites and energy; superoxide metabolic process.